Molecule: messenger RNA, 1306 nt
Organism: Bombina bombina (fire-bellied toad)
Lineage: Eukaryota; Metazoa; Chordata; Amphibia; Anura; Bombinatoridae
Gene: PIGP
Product: phosphatidylinositol glycan anchor biosynthesis class P
Exons: 5
Coding region: 328-741 (137 amino acids)
Biological process (GO): GPI anchor biosynthetic process
Molecular function (GO): phosphatidylinositol N-acetylglucosaminyltransferase activity
Source: RefSeq, a predicted model, not a curated record
AGUGUAGGACAGAAGCAGCUUGUAAAGUCUUGCACAGCUCUCAUCAUAAACUUGCAUCGUGAAGUGUGGAGUUCCUGUUUAUAUUGUUCCCUGUCUCCUCUUACUUGCCGGUUUUCAACCAAUAGGAUCAAUAAGCUUUAAACAGCUGUGCUUUAAUGUCAGUACUGCGCAUGCGAUGCUGACAAUCUAAUAUUUAAAUUAAGGGGCACAGCAGCUUUGCCAUUGGUUGGGGGGCGGAUGCUGGAUAAUAUGAGCCAUGCCUCAUUUCAUGGGCAGUCAUUACCGCACAUUUUAUGACAAAUUAUCCUUUAAAAUUAAGAUUUCAGAAUGGUUGAGAACUCCCCUUCCCCUCUGCCGGAGAGAGCUAUAUAUGGAUUUGUCCUUUACUUGGGAUCUCAGUUUGUAUUUUUUCUUUAUCUGACUUGGGCUUAUGUUCCAGAAUCCUGGUUACACUCAUUGGGACUCACAUACUGGCCCCAAAAGUAUUGGGCUGUGGCAUUGCCUAUGUAUCUCGUUGUUACAUUAGCCAUUGCCUAUUUAUUUCUAUUUGGUGUGAAUAUGAUCAGCACAGCACCUUUGGACUCCAUAAACACUGUGACUGAUACAUAUGCAAAAAAUCAACAAUCCAAAGAAUCACAAGAUGAUGCAAUUCCAGCGCUAAAAGAUCUUCCAAUAAGUGAAGUCAAUAAAAUGUUUUUCCUACCAGGUGGAGCCUAUGACACCAGGGACCAUUUCUUUUAAAAAGUGUUUGUGGGGAUUUUUUUUUAUUUUAAAAGGACAAAUUAUUGUAUUUAUUUUGACAUUUUUUCAUAUUUAAAUUGUGGUUUGUUUGUUUUUUAAAAUGUGUUCUGUUUCAUAAGGUAUUGAUGGUGAGGAGAAGUCUGGGGAGAUUAAAAUCAAAGUGAUACUCCUUAAAGGAACAUAUUACUUAAAAUGUUUUUAUUGUGUAUAUGAAAAAGCAGCAAAUAUGUUUAUUUUCACUUGAAAAAUAAAAAAACAGAUACUGUAACACAUCUUGAAAAAUUCUACUUUUGAUGGAACAGAGAAAUGUUUUGAGUAUCAUGUCCCUUUAAAAAUAAUUUCUAGGCAACUUUUAUGGACACAUUAUUUCUAUGGAAAUGUAAUUACUGCGUUAAGUUUUUCUUGUUUCCUUAAUUUUUGGAACAAAUGUAUUCAUUAUAUUACACAUGAAUAUUAAUUAUGACAAGUAACAUAAAAGAUAGAAUGAAAAAAAAUAUGUAUAGUAAAUAUUGACAUAUUCUUGUACUUAUAUUCUUCAGCCAUUAAAAUCAUCGAUUUUACAGCA